AUGAACCGGCUUCAUAUAGAAAGAAAACCGUUCCUGGUACCUAUAAACGAAGACGCAAAACAUGAAGGAGAAAAUCGACUGGCAAAGCCUGAACUCCCAUCUCAAAAAUUCCUGAAAAUCGCUUUAGACAAUUGCCUUCCUGUAGUUUCGUGCCACCAGGGACUGUUUCCUGAGCUGACCUCGAGGACUGUGGAAGAGUUGCCUCCUCCCCCCAAAAUAGACAAAUACAAACUUGCAAGAUUUUUAACAGAGAAGGCCAUCAGGGAAAAGAGAAUUUUUACAAUCUGUGGACCUUACCCAGUAAUCCGUGCAUCUUUAAGAAAGAGAGGCUGGGUAGAGAGAAAGCACACCGUUAAAGGCGACAUUCCAGACCACAAAGAGGAAGGGAAUGACGCUGAACGCGUUGUCAAAUCUGAAAGCAAAACUACUUUGCGCGAUGAGGAAGGUCAGAUUGCCAAUUCAAAUGACAUCCAUGAUAUAAUGUCUAGGUUGGUAAGAAAUGAAGAAACUACCUUUUACUGGACGAUAAAAAAGGAUGCUGUUGAUUACUACAAUCUCCACAUUGAUCAGAUGCUGAACCAUUACGCAAGAACUGGCUCCUUUACAACUAAAAUUGGGCUUUGUUUGCAUAUGAGGAAUUUGCCAUGGUAUGUGUCAGCCAACCCAAACUCUUUCUUCCCUCGGUGUUACGGCAUUUGCAUGGACGACGAGAAACUAGAUUUUAUUGAUGACUUCAGGAAAACAGCAGCAUCUUCCAUAAUCAAAUGGGUUGUCAAUUUACGUCUUUCGGGUGAUACCUUUAACAGGUCAUGUAAAGAAAAUGCUGAUAAAGAAGAUGCGACUUCCACUAAAGAUUCCGAUGAUAAUAAAGCAAAAGAGCUCCCUGAAAGACUAGUCGAGAUGGCUUGCAAAGUGUGUGAAACCUAUCUUGCACAAUUUGAACAUAAUGACAUUGACUCAGAGGCAGAAACUACUCCUGUACUUUCCGACAGAGAAUGGAAUCAAUUAAUUGAGCAGUACUACUCUCUCAUUCAUGAGGGCGCAGUGAUUUGUAAUGCAGAGAACUAUUUUACUCAGUGUCAAAAUAUUUUGCGCAGAAUUCUAUUAGUAAACCCGCAACGAGAUAUCGAUGGCCUCCACAACAUCUGGAUUAUUAAACCUGGAGCAAAAUCCCGUGGCAGAGAAAUAGUAUGCAAGAACCGGCUGGAUGAUAUAUUAAAACUAGUGGAACCAACGGAUCAGCUUCCAAUAAAGGACCAUAAGUGGGUUGUCCAAAAGUAUAUCGAAACUCCUCUAUUGAUCUUUGAUACAAAGUUUGAUAUUAGACAGUGGUUUCUUGUGACAGACUGGAACCCGCUGACUAUAUGGUUCUACAAAGAAAGCUAUCUGAGAUUUUCCACGCAGCGCUUCUCCUUGGACAAUCUACACAGCUCGAUUCACCUUUGCAAUAACUCCAUCCAGAAGAACUACAAGAACGCACCAGACCGCAGUUCUCAGUUGCCAUAUCACAAUAUGUGGACGAGCAGCAAAUUCCAAGAGUAUUUGCAAAAGAGGGGUCUUGGCCACGUCUGGCGUAAUAUUAUCUACCCGUCCAUGAAGAAAAUAUUAAUCUACACAAUGAAGAUGGCUCAGGACCAAGUUGAACCCCGGAGGAGUAGCUUUGAACUUUACGGGGCAGAUUUCAUUCUCGGAAAUGACUUUACACCUUGGUUGAUUGAAAUCAAUAGUAGUCCAACCAUGUACCCCUCGACCCCAAUAACAUCCAACCUAUGUGCUCAGGUUCAAGAAGACACAAUCAGGGUAGUUAUAGACAGAAAACAUGACAGGAACUGUGACAUUGGGCAGUUUGAACUUCUCUGGAGACAGCCCAUGUUGGAUCUGCCGCCGUUUAAUCCUACAGACCUUUUUGUGGAAGGAAUCAAUGUUAAGAAACUGAAAAAGCAUAUAGUUAACAUCACUAAUUUUAAUUUUCUUGAACCGCUGCUGGGGGUAACACAACCUGUAACCGAUCUAGAAAAUGACGGAGACCAGGGGACACCCGCCAACAACAAACGAACUGUAAAAGGAAGACAUGGAAAUAGCGCUCCUUGUCCUUUGCCAAAGACCCUCAAGAAGUUGCAAGAGAAAAGCCCUAAAGUGAAAAGCACCUACAAAAAGCCUGCCCAAACAAUAGACUUUCCUCGCAUAGCUCAUGGCCGUGGAGCAACCUCUGUUUCUGAUAAGAAAAAGUCAAAGCCCAUUGAUGAGCCAAGCCUUCAGAUUGGAAGUCAAGCUACCAUUCCCUCUCAAAAGUCUCAUUCACUGGACUGGACAUUACUUCAGCCCUCUAUAGAUGCAGGUCUGCAGAACAAAACCAAGAAGAUUCCAUGCCUAAUUUGUGGAGAUGGUUUCCAGUCAGAGAAAGCUUGUAAACAAUGCAGCUCUUUUUGUGCAACUGUAUUACAAGGAGAUUCAUACCUACCUAUGAGUCCGUGUUCUCCUCCUGAAAAGAUGACAAAGAACAGGCUGACCGUCCCAUGUUAUGGACUACCAAAAUACCUUUGA
Messenger RNA from Zootoca vivipara (common lizard), 2544 nucleotides. RefSeq names its product tubulin tyrosine ligase like 8 (gene TTLL8). Gene Ontology annotation, molecular function: protein-glycine ligase activity, initiating. Gene Ontology annotation, biological process: protein polyglycylation; cilium movement; cilium assembly. Gene Ontology annotation, cellular component: microtubule cytoskeleton; axoneme. The record is from RefSeq and is a predicted model, not a curated record. Lineage: Eukaryota; Metazoa; Chordata; Lepidosauria; Squamata; Lacertidae.